AUGAUGGAUGCAGCCAGAUCGUGCCAAUGGAUACUAAUAGGAAUACUCCUCGUCAUCUCGUCGAAUCGUGCCACCGGUCGUGCCGGAUCGAUAUCGGGAUCGAGCAAAUCGAAGACGAUCUUCAAUCCCGGUUACGUGGAGGCACGUAGCAACGAUGGGAAUCGCACCGAGUUAACCCUGAAUUCGCCCCGUAGACGCCGAUACGUCCGAUUUCCAACCGGUCCCGCCGGUUAUCUGUUCGAGGGUGGCGGUCCCCCGAUAGGGAGGAACAUAGGUUUACACCCUGGGGUACGUUUCCCAUCGUGGAGGCAGCACAAAUCGGCCUGGAGGAGUCCCAUCUCGGAGUACAACAGGCCUGUGAUGGGCCAUCGCACGCCACGCUUGAUCUUCCGCGACAAUGACUUUCCACCCCCGGUGGGCGGCAGUGCACCCUCCUCGUUCUUUCAACAGUCCAACCACUUGCCGGAUUUCGAGGAUGACGCGAGAGAUCAUCGAAAGCAAACCCUCGACGAUUAUCCUAGGUUAGAGUCAGAGCCGCGUCAACAAAAAAGACCGCUGUGGAAGGGUGACGAUACGUUGUGCGGUGACGGACGAAGCUGCGAAUUUUUUCUAAUGUGCUGGAUGUCCGCUGGCCUUUUGGACGGCAGUUGCGGCGGCAUCAUGUUCGCUUGUUGUCAGAGGAGAGAGCCGAAAGGCAGCUCCUCCGAUUAUAACCUGAUUGAGGCACCUAGAGAUCAGUCUCAGCCGCUUUCGUUGGAUACUUACACGGAGACAGUCAACGACGAUCGCUGCGGAAUACCUGCCUCGAAGCAGACCGCGCAGAGAAGGAUCGUGGGAGGCGACGACGCGGGGUUCGGCAGUUUUCCAUGGCAGGCUUACAUAAGAAUCGGAUCGAGCCGAUGCGGAGGCACCCUCGUCAAUCGAUUCCACGUCGUGACCGCUGGCCACUGCGUAGCCAAGGCGUCGGCGCGUCAAGUCCAGGUCACCCUCGGCGAUUACGUCGUCAAUUCGGCGAGCGAGACGCUGCCCGCUUACACGUUCGGGGUCAGGGAGAUACGCGUUCACCCUUACUUCAAGUUCACGCCUCAGGCUGACAGGUUCGACGUAGCCGUUCUUCGAUUGGAUCGACCGGUGCAUUACAUGCCUCACAUAGCGCCGAUUUGUUUGCCCGAGAAGAACGAGGAUUUUUUGGGCCAGUAUGGUUGGGCCGCUGGAUGGGGCGCUUUGCAGGCUGGAUCGAGGCUACGGCCCAAGACCCUUCAAGCUGUGGACGUGCCCGUGAUAGAUAAUCGGAUAUGCGAGAGGUGGCACCGAUCCAAUGGGAUUAACGUGGUGAUUUACGACGAGAUGAUGUGCGCCGGUUACCGCGGAGGUGGGAAGGACUCGUGCCAGGGUGACAGCGGUGGCCCAUUGAUGCUGGAGAAGACGGGACGAUGGUACUUGAUAGGGAUCGUCUCGGCGGGUUACUCGUGCGCGCAGCCAGGCCAGCCAGGAAUCUAUCAUCGAGUGGCGAAAACGGUCGACUGGAUAACGUACGUCAUCAACUCGUAG
Apis laboriosa (Himalayan honeybee) is the source of this 1551-nucleotide messenger RNA. RefSeq names its product transmembrane protease serine 11D-like. Gene Ontology annotation, molecular function: serine-type endopeptidase activity. The coding region runs from base 1 to 1551 and encodes 516 amino acids. The record is from RefSeq and is a predicted model, not a curated record. Lineage: Eukaryota; Metazoa; Arthropoda; Insecta; Hymenoptera; Apidae. The transcript has 9 exons. Gene Ontology annotation, biological process: proteolysis.